UAAUAAUUGGCGCGAAAAUCGACGGCAACAUUUGCUACACUACGAUGGCGGACGACUCCGAUUUCGCUUUCAAUCUCCAGUUGGAAGAAGCACUGACCGCCUCCCUCCUCGACGGUACCAUUUCUUCCCCCAAUGCCGACGGAGUCACCUACGACGCCGUUUUCGGCCCCGUUCUGUCGGACGCCCUCCAGCGCGACGAUCUCUACAAGUACGAGUGCGAGCUCCUCAACCAGUACAGUACGCAGGCCGCGGAGAAGCGCCUCCGCCUCGACUUGUGCCGCCAGGUCCACGACCGCGCCUUCGCCUGCGAGAUUUCCAACAUACCGGAGGAGGAGUGGAGGAAAAUCGGGGAUGAGCUGCAGAAGCCGUACGGAGAAGGCUCCUCAUCGAGUGGGAAAUGUUGGGGAUUUAGGGUUUACGUCAAGGGUUUGGUGCAGGGGAUCGUGGCCGGCGUUGCGGUUGUGAUACGUGACGACAAUGGCGGAUCGGUGUUUGAAUUGAGCAAGGGAUUGAGCGGAAAAAAUCAGAUUAUUGGUGAAGAGAUGGUUGAGUUGAAAGCUUUGAUUGAAGGACUUGAAGCCGCCGUGAUGCUGGAGUUAAAGAGGGUUACCAUUGUUACUGAUAAUCGGUUGCUGUACUUGCAUAUCACUGGCAAAAACCGGGAGAUCAGGGAAACUUUUGCUGUGCUAUCUAACCAGAUAGAUCUUCUUCUGCGGAAAUUAGGCAAUCCCGGUGCAUCUUUUGUAACUCGCCAUGAUAAUGUGUUUGCUGUUGAACUUGCUAGGAAGGCAAUUGCAUUUGAGGUCAAGCGAUCAGCAGGAAGCAGUGGCACAAAGAAUCUGAUGAAGACAUGCACAAUAUGUUUGGAAGAUACAGAUGUGGAUCAGAUGCUCUUAAUUGCAGGUUGUCUGCAUAGCUACUGCUUGUCAUGUAUGUCAAAAUAUGUCCACUAUAAGUUGCUUCAGGGCAUUCUACCUAAAUGCCCCAAUGAGAACUGCAAAUCUCUGUUGGAACUUGAUAGUUGCAGAAAAUUCCUGACUCCGGAAUUGUUCGACAUAAUGUGCCAGCGUGUGAAGGAAGCAUCAAUCCCACCAGCGGAGAAAAUUUAUUGCCCCUACUCAAGAUGUUCUAGUUUGUUAUCGAAAACAGAGCUUCAAGGUUCCAAGGGUGAUGCGAUUGAAGUAUUGGGUUGUAGGAAGUGCUCUCAUUGUGGUGGCCUUUUCUGCAUCAAUUGCAAAGUCCCUUGGCAUAGUAAUAUGAGCUGCUCUGCAUUUAAAACCGGUAAUCCCAGCUCCAGUAAUGAAAAGAAACUGAAGUCAUUGGCUACUAAGAAUCUCUGGCGUCAAUGUCCCAAGUGCAGCCAUAUGGUUUCACUUUCUGUAGGAUGCUACCACAUUUACUGCAGGUGUGGGCACGAGUUUUGCUAUACAUGUGGAGCAGAAUGGCGAAACAAGAAAGCUACAUGUCGUUGUCCUAUCUGGGACGAGCACAACAUCGUAUAUGAUAACUAAGAUUGAGAAGAAGCAAGAUAGAGUGUGAUGCUCGGUGCUUCUACGCUCCUUGUUCCUUGGUAAAGAUCACUUUUUGGCAGGCUGACUUUCUUUUUUCAAGAUUAGAAUCUGAUGGAUAUAACAUACUCAUCCAGAUGUUUUUGUUUUGUUUUGUUUCGUUUCCUGCGCAAUUUUUGUGUAAUUGUGCUGCACAUUUUGGAAAUGUGGUUACGCUUGGCUUCUA
Salvia splendens (bonfire salvia) is the source of this 1734-nucleotide messenger RNA. RefSeq lists its product as uncharacterized. The record is from RefSeq and is a predicted model, not a curated record. The transcript has 3 exons. Gene Ontology annotation, biological process: protein ubiquitination. Gene Ontology annotation, molecular function: zinc ion binding; RNA-DNA hybrid ribonuclease activity; nucleic acid binding. Bases 45 to 1511 code for a protein of 488 amino acids. Lineage: Eukaryota; Viridiplantae; Streptophyta; Magnoliopsida; Lamiales; Lamiaceae.